This is a messenger RNA of Nothobranchius furzeri (turquoise killifish), 15107 nucleotides long. The record is from RefSeq and is a predicted model, not a curated record. Lineage: Eukaryota; Metazoa; Chordata; Actinopteri; Cyprinodontiformes; Nothobranchiidae.
CAGGCGUGGGGCAAAAUAAUAAGCACAGUAGCCCGCUGAGAGUGUAAAAUCACUGGCACUGAGGGACAGCUCGAACCUGCAUGGCAUUAUGCAGCUUCCGGAGCCAGAGGGAUUUAUCCAGUGGGUCGAGGCUGGAUUGGUGAGGGGGGCGUGGCAGUCCUGGCCUUUGUACACGCCCUCUUUUCAUCAACUAGCGGGCCAAGAAAAACAGAGGAAAGUAGCAGCAGCAUCUCAGCCCUGCAGCUCCACCAUCUGCACCGCGGAGCUGGACGGACCAGCCACAAUGUGGAGGGCACCGCUUCUUAAACUCCUCUUCGUCGUCAUAAAUUGUAUUAUAUGGUGCAAUUCUGAGGGAUGUGAAUUGGGGCAAUUCCGCUGUGGAACAGGUCGAUGUAUCCCAGGUAGCUGGCACUGUGACGGUACUUCCGAUUGUGUAGAUGACUCUGACGAACGCGACUGCCCUCAGGUAACAUGUGAUGACAGUCAUUUCCAGUGUCUGAGUGAUGGGGAGUGCAUUCCAGAUGUAUGGGUGUGUGAUAAUGAAGAAGACUGCGAGGACGGCUCAGAUGAGAGGCAGCACUGCCCUGGCAGAACGUGCACCAGUGGUCAAUUCAGCUGCAGUAACGGGGCGUGCAUCCCUGACGAAUACCAAUGUGACCACCUGGCAGACUGCUUAGACGGAUCCGAUGAGAGAAACUGCAAUUAUCCUCAGUGUACAGAGAUGAGGUGUGCUAAUGGGGCCUGCUACAACCGGACGCAGCGGUGCGAUCAUAUCCUAGACUGCCGCGAUGGCUCCGAUGAGGCAAACUGCACUCAGCACUGCAAUGCAGGGCUGUUUCAAUGUCGCAAUGGAUUGUGCGUUCCUCAACGCUACGUCUGCGACCACGAUGACGACUGUGGAGACCGAAGUGAUGAGCUAAACUGCACGUAUCCCACAUGUAGAGGGAACUACUUCACCUGCCCCAGUGGACGCUGCAUCCAUCAAGUCUGGCUUUGUGAUGGAGAGGAUGAUUGUGAGGACAAUGCAGAUGAAAAAGGCUGUGGAAAUAUACCGCGGGAGUGUUACCCUGGAGAGUGGCCCUGUCCUUCCUCUGGUCUAUGUAUUCCCAUGGAUAAGCUGUGUGAUGGGAGGGCUGACUGUCCAGACGGGAAGGAUGAAACUAACACCACUGCUGGAAGCAACUGCAGUAUCUGGAGAUGUUCAUCCCUGAGCUGUGAGCAUCACUGUCACACCUCCCCCGAUGGAGGAACUUGUUCCUGUCCCUCUGGAUACAUCGUCAGCAGCAAUGAUAGUCGCUCCUGUAUAGAUUUUGACGACUGCUCCAUGUGGGGCGUGUGCGAUCAGCUGUGCGAGGACCGGGUCGGCUCCCACCGCUGCAGCUGUCGAGAGGGCUACAUUCUAGAGCAGCAUAGAUACUGCAGAGCUGACACCUUGACUGGAGUUCCUUCCUUACUAUUUUCUAACGGCAGAGAUCUGGUAAUAGGUGACAUCCACGGGAACAGCCUGCGUACUUUGGUUAAUUCACAGAACAGAGGGGUUGCUGUUGGCGUGGACUACCACUUUAAUCUCCAAAUGAUCUUCUGGACUGAUACCAUCCAAAAUAAGGUGUUUUCUGUGCAUAUGGAUGGCUCCAAUGUGCAGGUGGUUUUAAACGUCUCAGUUGACUACCCUGAGAAUUUGGCGGUGGACUGGGUGAACAAUAAACUGUAUGUGGUUGAGGCCAGCGUCAACAGGAUUGACAUGGUGGACUUUGACGGAAGUAACCGGGUUACGCUCAUCACUGAAAACCUGGGUAACCCUAGAGGACUGGCUGUGGACCCCACUGUCGGGUAUUUGUUCUUCUCAGACUGGGAGGCAGCAAAUGGACAGCCAGGACUUGAGCGGGCCUUCAUGGAUGGAACCAAUCGCUAUGGGAUCAUUAGCAGUAAACUAGGCUGGCCUGCCGGUAUCACCCUUGACAUCGAGGCCAAGCGCGUCUAUUGGGUUGACAGCCGCUAUGACUACAUUGAAACUGCAACAUAUGAUGGCCUGCAUAGAAAAACUGUGGUUCAUGGAGGUUCUGCGGUCCCUCACCCAUUCGGCAUCAGUUUGUUUGAGCACAAUGUCUAUUUCACUGACUGGACCAAGAUGGCGGUUAUGAAGGCGAAUAAGUUCACUGACAACCAACCUGAAGAGGUUUAUAGAACCUCUCAGACUCCGCACGGGGUAGCAGUGAUACAUCAGCUGAAACAACCUCCAGUGCCAAACCCUUGCAGUGUAGAUAGAGGUGGGUGUGAACAAAUCUGUGUUCUGAGUCACAGGAGUGACAACGGAGGACUAGGUUAUCGCUGCAAAUGUCGUAUCGGCUAUGAUUUACACGCUGAUGGAAAAAGAUGCAUGGCCGUGAGGCAGUUUCUGCUCUUCUCCAGCCAGCUGGCUGUGAGAGGAAUCCCCUUUAACCUCUCCACUCAGGAGGACAUCAUCCUGCCUGUCACUGGCUCACCCUCCUACUUUGUCGGAGUGGAUUUUAGUGCUGAGGACGACACUAUUUUCUUCUCAGACACAGCGAAAGACAUCAUCUAUAAACAGAAAGUGGACGGAACAGGCAGGGAGAUUCUGGCAGCCAACAGAGUGGAUGGAGUGGAGGACCUGGCUUUUGACUGGAUUUCUAAAAACCUGUACUGGACCGAUCCUCGAUACCGGAGUAUAUCUGUCAUGAGGGUUGCUGAUAAGUCCAGGAGGGCCAUUAUUCAAAACCUGAACAACCCAAGGGCCAUUGUAGUGCAUCCUCUCAUUGGGUAUAUUUUUUGGACUGACUGGUACCGCCCUGCGAAGAUUAUGAGGGCUUGGGGUGACGGGUCACAUGCUGUGUCUAUUGUAAACACUACUCUUGGCUGGCCAAAUGGCUUAGCCAUUGACUGGAGCUCAAUGCGUCUCUACUGGGUGGAUGCUUUCUUUGACAAAAUCGAGCACAGUAAUUUUCAUGGUCAGAACAGACUUUCUUUAAAUCGCAUCGCUCAGAUUUCCCAUCCAUUUGGCCUCACCAUUUUUGAAGGCUAUGCAUAUUUCACUGACUGGCGUCUCGGUGGCAUUGUGCGUGUGCGCAAGACUGAUGGUGGGGAGAUGGUCAUUAUCCGAAGAGGAAUCAGCCACAUCAUGCACGUCAAGUCUUUCAACUCCAACUCUCAGAUUGGUUCCAACCUCUGCAACAGGCCAACAAAUCCUAACGGCGACUGCAGCCACUUCUGCUUCCCAGCCCCGGACUCACAGCGAGUGUGUGGGUGCCCGUACGGCAUGAAGCUGUCGCCAAACCAGCAGACAUGCGUUGAGGACCCGUCCAACGAGCCCCCCACGCUGCAGUGUGGCGCCAACUCCUUCUCCUGUGGCAAUGGCAAAUGCGUCCCAAACAGCUACAGAUGCGAUGGUGUUGACGACUGCCAUGACAACACUGAUGAAGUCAAUUGUGGAAUUAACAGUAAUCUGUUUCAAGACUCUACUUGUUCCCCCUCUGCCUUCACCUGUACCAAUCGGCGCUGCGUGCCAGCAGGAUGGCGCUGUGAUGGGCAUAACGACUGUUUUGAUAACAGCGAUGAGAUCAACUGCCCCACACAGGUGCCGGGAACGUGCCCUGCCAAUCAGUUCACCUGCGCCAACCACAGAUGCAUCCCACACACAUGGCGUUGUGAUACAGAUAAUGACUGCGGGGAUGGGUCAGAUGAAGCUGACUGCUAUCUGGGAGGUACAUGCCAUCCAGGACAGUUUCAGUGUCCGGACCACCGCUGCAUUGACCCAAACUAUGUUUGUGACGGGGACAGAGACUGUGUGGAUGGAGCAGAUGAACAGGGAUGCAUUUACAACUGCACUGUGAGUGAGUUCAAAUGCACCCGUGGUCACCAGUGUGUUAACUCCUUCUACCGCUGUGACGGGGUCUUUGACUGUAGUGAUCGCUCUGAUGAGAGGAACUGUCCGACCAGACCCCCAGGGAUGUGCCACCAUGAGAGGGAAUUUCAGUGCCAGUCAGAUGGGAGCUGCAUCCCUUCCACAUGGGAGUGUGACGGUCAUCCAGACUGCCAGGAUGGCAGCGAUGAGCACCACGUCUGCCCGCCUCGCACGUGCCCUUCCACGCUCUUCCGCUGUGAUAACGGAAACUGUGUUUUACGCAGCUGGCUUUGUGAUGGAGACAAUGACUGCAGGGACAUGAGCGACGAGAGAGAUUGUCCCAUACCGCCUUUUCGGUGUCCGAGUUGGCAGUGGCAAUGCCCAGGUCAAAGCAUUUGCAUCAAUCUCACCACAGUGUGUGACAACACACCUGACUGCCCCAACGGUGCAGAUGAGUCUCCUCUCUGCAACGAGCCUUUGCCAGAUCAGGAGAGCUGCUCUGAUAACAAUGCCGGCUGCACACAUGGUUGCAUUCAAGGACCUUUUGGGGCCCAGUGCACAUGCCCUGUGGGUUAUCAGCUCAGCAAUGACUCUAAAACCUGUGAGGACAUAGAUGAGUGUAUUCCCCUAGGACUUUGCAGUCAGCACUGCUUUAAUGAGAGAGGGUCUUUCCGCUGCCACUGCCAGGACGGCUACACUCUUGAAGCAGACCAGCGUUCCUGCAAGGCAUCAGAUUCACGGCAGGCAUUCCUGCUUGUAGCAAGUCGAAAUCAGAUCGUUCAGGAUGACAUAACAGCUCAACCCAAUGUCAUUCGGUCGCUGGUUCGAGACGGACGCAACAUUGUGGCCCUUGACUUUGACUCUGCCUCUGACCGCGUGUACUGGUCAGAUACAAGCCAAGACAGAAUCUGGAGCUGUCACAAAAAUGGCAGCGAUAGAACUGUGAUAUUUGACAGUGGAGUGACUGUAACAGAGAGCCUUGCAGUAGACUGGGUGGGCAGGAACUUGUACUGGACCGACUACGUCCUGGAAACAAUUGAAGUCUCCAAACUGGAUGGCACCCAUCGGACUGUGUUAGUCAGUGAAAAUGUCACCAACCCUCGAGGUCUUGUGCUGGACCCUAGAGAUAGUGCUCACCUGAUGUUUUGGACCGACUGGGGUAGAAACCCUCGAAUUGAGAAGGCAAGCAUGGAUGGGAAACUGAGAACAGUAAUUAUAAGCAGCAAACUGUACUGGCCCAAUGGCCUCACCAUUGACUAUCCCAACAAUUUGCUGUACUUUGCUGACGCUUACUUGGAUUUCAUUGACUACUGCGAUUACAAUGGCAACAACAGGAAACAAGUUCUGGCCAGUGACUUGGUACUGCAACACCCCCACGCAAUUACCAUUUUUGAGGAUUUUGUCUAUUGGACCGACAGAUACAUCAACCGAGUGAUGCGAGCUCAUAAGUGGCACGGGGAGAACCAGACAGUGAUGCUGUUCAACCUCCCUCAACCCAUGGGUCUAGUGGCAGCACACCCAGCCAGGCAGCCAGCAGGCCAGAAUCACUGUUUGAGAAGCCCUUGCACUCAUAUCUGCCUUCUUUCUGCCGUGGGACCAAGAUAUUAUUCAUGUGCCUGCCCCUCAGGCUGGACUUUGGCAGAUGACCAGUUCACCUGCACCAGAGUUGAUGAUCCCUUCUUGGUGGUUGUGAGAGACAGUAUCAUCUAUGGCAUUCCAUUGAACCCAGAGGACAAGAGCAAUGAUGCCAUGGUUCCUGUUGCUGGUCUUCAUAAUGGCUAUGAUGUUGACUUUGAUGACAGUGAACAGAUCAUCUACUGGGUGGAACACCCAGGUGAAAUCCAUAGAGUCAAGUCAGAUGGUACUAACAGGACUGAGUUUGCCCCUGCCGCCAUCCUUGGCUCCCCUGUUGGUCUGGCCUUGGACUGGAUAACAGAGAACUUGUACUACACCAAUCCAGCUACACAGUCUAUUGAGGUCUUAAGACUGAGAGGGGAGGUGCAGUACCGGAAAACUCUGAUCACUAAUAACGGUUCUCCAACCGGAGCUGGCAGUCCUGUUGGAAUUGCAGUGGAUCCAGCACGUGGUAAACUGUACUGGACAGACCAGGGGACUGAGAGUGGUAUUCCUGCUAAGAUGGCCUCAGCAGACAUGGAUGGCAUGAACCCAGUCAACCUGUUCACCAAUAAUCUGGAUCAUAUUGAGUUUCUCACUGUGGACAUCAAAGAGAACAAGCUUUACUGGGCUGUAACAAGCACGGGAAAAAUUGAGCGUGGAGAUCCAGAUGGAAGUAAUCGUAUCACCAUAGUGACAGGCCUGUCUCACCCCUGGGGUGUGGCUGUUUAUCAGAACUACCUGUACUUCACUGACCGUGACUUUGAGGUCAUAGAACGAGUGGACAAGUCAACUGGAGCCAACAGGGUUGUGUUGCGAGACAAUGUGUCUGGACUAAGGGUCCUAAAAGUUCACUUUCGAGAAACCUCUGUGGGUACGUCUAACGGCUGUGCUGACAAUGUGGGAAUGUGUGAUCAGCUCUGUCUGCCUCGACCACAGGGCCUUUUUACCUGUGCAUGUGCAACAGGUUUUAAACUUAACUCUGACAACAGGACCUGCUCUCCUUACCAGUCCUAUGUUGUCAUCUCCACGCUCUCUGCUAUUAAAGGCUUUAGUCUGGAAGGAUCGGAUCACUCUGAGGCCAUGGUCCCUGUGGCUGGGAGGGGCCGUAACGCUCUCCACAUCGAUGUGCACAUGGCUUCUGGCUUUAUUUACUGGUGUGACUUCAGCAGCACUGUCGCAAUACAAAAUGGGGUCAGACGGAUAAAGCCUGAUGGUUCAGGACUACAUAGCGUAGUUACAUCUGGAAUAGGACGCAACGGGAUACGAGGCAUUGCUGUGGACUGGGCUACAGGUAAUUUGUACUUUACCAACGCCUUCCUUACUGAGACCUACAUUGAAGUUCUUCGCCUCAACACCACUUUUCGCCGGGUGUUGGUGAAGACUCAGGUGGAUAUGCCUCGCCACCUUGUUGUCGAUCCCAAAAACAGAUAUCUAUAUUGGGCUGAUUAUGGUCAGAGCCCAAAAAUUGAACGAGCACUCCUGGAUGGAACCAAUCGUACUAUUUUGGUGUCUUCUGGAAUCAUCACCCCGCGAGGCCUUGCUUUAGACUGGCAGACUGGCUAUGUGUACUGGGUGGAUGAUUCUCUGGAUAUGAUUGCUCGAAUCAACCCUAAUGGAGGAGAGACAGAGAUUGUGCGGUAUGGCAGCCGCUACCCAACUCCUUAUGGAAUUACAGUUUUUGAGAAUAGUAUAAUUUGGGUAGACCGAAAUCUCAAGAAGGUUUUCCAAGCAAGCAAGGAGCCAGGCAACACCGAGCCUCCUGCUGUCAUUAGAGACAACAUCAACAUGUUGAGAGACGUAACUAUCUUUGACCGGCAUUCUCAGCCCACCAGUGUCCAAGAGCUGAACCACAAUCCCUGCGUGGAGGCCAAUGGAGGCUGUGCCCACUUCUGCUUUGCCCUUCCAGGCUCUAGCUUGGGCGUGCAAAGUAAAAAGUGCAGCUGUGCUUUUGGGGAUCUUGCAGCAGAUAAAGAGAACUGUGAGAUGUCAAAGGAUGAUUACCUCAUUUAUACCACUGAGAGCACAGUGCGGAGCCUGCGCCUUGAUCCUGAAGACCAUUCAGUGCCCUUCCCUGUUGUCAAUGUGCCCCGUACUUCAGUUGCUCUGGAUUAUGAUCUAUUAGACAAUAGGGUCUAUUUUACUCAAAGCUCAGGAGCAGGAGUGAGUAAGAUCAGCUACAUCAGCCUGUCCUCUCCUGCUUCAGUUCCUAUUGUUGUAGCCUCUGAUCUUGGGGCUCCUGAUGGCAUUGCUUAUGACUGGAUAAACAAAAGAAUCUACUACAGUGACUACGUAAACCAGAGCAUCAGUUCUAUGUCUGUGGAUGGUGCUCAAAGAACUGUAGUCGCUCAUGUUUCCAGACCUAGGGCCAUCAUGUUGGAUCCCUGCAGGGGAUACAUGUAUUGGACCGACUGGGGGACCCAUGCAAAAAUUGAGCGAUCCACUCUGGGUGGGAACUUCAGAACAGAGAUUGUGAACAGCAGUCUGGUGUGGCCAAAUGGUCUGACUCUGGACUAUGAAGAGGAGAGGAUUUACUGGGCAGAUGCUAGCUUACAGAAGAUUGAGCGAUCUUCUCUUACGGGGUCCAACCGUGAGGUGAUUGUCAGCACAGCCAUCUACCCGUUUGCUCUGACCAUGUUUGGUCAGUUCAUCUACUGGACCGACUGGAACACUCGCAGCAUCUAUCAAGCCAACAAGCAUGAUGGUUCUGACCAGAGAGUUAUGAUCCAGAACCUUCCAUCCCGGCCGAUGGACGUCCAUGUUUUAGCCAGCAGGAAGCAGCAGCAGUGUGAUAGUCCCUGCCAGCAGUUCAAUGGUGGAUGCAGCCACAUCUGCACACCAGGGCCUAAUGGAGCUGAGUGUCAGUGUCCAUCAGAGGGCCGUUGGUACUUGGCUGACAAUAAGUACUGCAUCCCGGAUAACGGGACUCGCUGCCAACCUGGCCAGUUCACCUGUAUGAAUGGCCGCUGUAUUCGAGCCCAAUGGAAAUGUGACAAUGACAACGACUGUGGAGAUGGCAGUGACGAGUUGGAAAGAGUUUGCGCUUUCCACACGUGUGAGCCCACUGUGUUCACUUGUGGCAAUGGGCGAUGUGUUCCCUACCACUACCGCUGUGACCAUUAUGAUGACUGUGGAGACAACAGUGAUGAAGUGGGCUGCCUGUUCAGACCCUGUGACCCCAGUACAGAGUUCACCUGCAACAAUGGGCGAUGCAUCGCAAAGGACUAUGUCUGCAAUGGCAUCAACAACUGCUACGACAACAGGACCUCUGAUGAGCAGAACUGUCCGGAGAGAACUUGCCAACCAGAGCAGACAAAGUGUCAAUCCACAAACAUCUGCAUCCCACGCUCAUACCUGUGUGAUGGAGACAACGAUUGUGGGGAUAUGAGCGAUGAGAGUCCAACACACUGUGCUGCAUCCACUUGUUCUCAGAGUGAGUUUCGCUGCUCCAGCGGCCGCUGCAUCCCCGCCCAUUGGUACUGUGAUGGAGGCGCCGACUGCUCCGACGGCUCUGAUGAACCCCUCUCCUGCACCACACUUCCCAGAACCUGCAACUCAGAUCAGUUCCGCUGUGACGACGGCAGGUGCAUUGCCCUAUCAUGGAUCUGUGAUGGGGACAAUGAUUGUGGUGACAUGAGUGACGAAGAUCAGAGACACAACUGUGCCAAUCGCACGUGCUCGAGUGCAGAGUUCACUUGUGCGAACAACCGACCUCCGCAGCGGAAGUGUAUUCCGCGUGACUGGGUGUGUGAUGGAGACGCGGACUGUGCUGAUGCAUUAGAUGAGCGCCAAAACUGCACGCACAGAUCAUGUGGCAUCAAUGAGUUCACCUGCAGUAACGGCCUCUGCAUACGCAGCUCCUACAGAUGUGAUCGUCGCAACGACUGCGGAGACAGCAGUGAUGAGCAGGGCUGCACCUACCAGCCAUGCCAGUCCCACCAGUUCACAUGCCAGAAUGGCCGCUGUGUGUCCCACGAUUUUGUCUGCGACGGGGACAAUGACUGUGGGGAUGAGUCCGAUGAGCUGGAGCACAUGUGUCGCACGCCAGCACCUACAUGUCCUCCUGGAGAGUUCAAAUGUGAGAAUGGACACUGUAUUUCCCUGAUGAAGGUGUGCGACAGGAAUGACGACUGCUCCGACAGCAGUGAUGAGAAAGGAUGUGGUAUCAAUGAAUGCACAGACCCAUCCAUCCACCACUGUGAUCACAACUGCACCGACACACCCACCAGCUUCGUUUGCACCUGUCGUUCGGGCUACCGCCUCAUGUCUGACAGCAAGUCGUGCGACGAUGUCAACGAGUGUGCCGAGACACCGAGUGUGUGCAGCCAGGUCUGUGAGAACACCCUUGGCUCCUACGUGUGCAAAUGCGCUCCGGGAUUCCUCCGAGAGCCAGAUGGACGCAGCUGCCGCCAGAACAGCAACAUCUCACCGUACCUGAUCUUCAGCAACCGCUAUUACCUGAGGAACCUGUCGACGGAUGGACAGGCCUACUCCCUCAUUCUGCAGGGCCUGACCAGCGUGGUCGCAUUGGACUUUGACCGUGUCGACAAGCGCCUCUAUUGGAUCGAUGUGAGCCGCCGAGUGAUAGAGAGGAUGUUUUUUAAUGGUAGUAACAAAGAGGUUGUGGUGAAUGGAGUUCUGCAUGGGGAGGGCCUUGCUGUAGACUGGGUAGCUAGGAAGCUCUACUGGGUGGACAGUUUCCAGGAUUGUCUCAAAGUGUCUGAACUGGAUGGCCGAUUUGUGAGGAAGCUGGCUGAACACUGCGUAGAUGUCAACAACACUUUCUGCUUUGAAAACCCGAGAGGCAUUGUCCUGCAUCCCAAAUAUGGGUAUGUUUACUGGACAGACUGGGGAAACCAAGCCUUUAUAGGUCGUGUUGGAACAGACGGAACCAACAAAACAGCAAUAAUCACCACAAAGGUGGAAUGGCCGAAUGGUAUCACAAUCGACUACACCAACGACCAUCUCUACUGGUCAGACGCUCAUCUGAAUUACAUCGAAUACUCGGACUUGGAUGGUCAGCACAGACACACGGUGUAUGACGGGAGUUUACCGCACCCGUUUGCUUUGACCGUAUUUGAGGACGCUGUAUACUGGACUGACUGGAACACCCGCACGGUGGAGAAAGGCAACAAAUACAACGGCUCUGGCCGUGAAGUUCUGGUUAACACCACACACAGACCAUUUGACGUCCACGUAUGCCAUCCUUACAGACAGCCCAUUGUAAACAAUCCCUGUGCUGUGAACAAUGGGGGCUGCUCUCACCUGUGCCUAAUCCGUCAUGGGGGACAAGAACACACCUGUGAGUGCCCGGACCAUUUCCUGGCCGUACAGAUAGGAGGUGUGACCCGAUGCCUCCCCAUGUGCUCCAGCACCCAGUACAGAUGUGCAAACAAUGAACGCUGCAUUCCCAUCUGGUGGAAAUGCGAUGGCCAGCGGGACUGCAGAGACGGCUCUGACGAGCCCUCCACUUGCCCGGUUCGCCACUGUAAUCUCGGCCAGUUUCAGUGCAGCGAUGGGAACUGCACCAGCUCGCACUUCCUCUGCAACAGCCACCGGGACUGCCCUGACGGCUCGGAUGAAGAUGCGGUGCUGUGUGCUACACACCAGUGUGAAAGCCACCAGUGGCAGUGUGCGAAUAAGAGGUGCAUCCCUGAUUCGUGGCAGUGCGACGGUGAGGACGACUGCGGAGAUCAGUCUGACGAAGACUCUGCUCACUGCUCGAGUCGCACCUGUCAGCCCGGACAGUUUAAGUGCCGGAAUGGGCGCUGCAUCCCGCAGAGCUGGAAAUGUGACGUCGAUGAUGAUUGUGGUGACAAUUCGGACGAACCACUGGAGGAAUGCAUGGGACCAGCAUACCGAUGUGACAACCACACAGAGUUUGACUGCAGGACCAACUAUCGCUGCGUGCCGCUGUGGUCCGUUUGCAACGGCCACAACGACUGCAGAGACAACAGUGAUGAGCAGAGCUGCGAUGAAGUCACCUGUCACCCCACAGGAGACUUCCGCUGUGACAACCACCGCUGCAUUCCUCUGAGGUGGAGGUGUGACGGGGACGACGACUGUGGCGACAGCUCAGACGAACGCAGCUGCACGCCACGCUCAUGCACAGAGAGCGAGUUUCGUUGUGACAAUCUGCGCUGCAUUCCCAACCGUUGGGUCUGUGACCAUGACAACGACUGUGAGGACAACUCGGAUGAAAGGGACUGCGAGUUGCGGACAUGUCAUCCUGGUUACUUCCAGUGUGGGAGUGGACACUGCAUCGCUGAACGCUUUAAAUGUGAUGGCAACGCCGACUGUUUGGAUUACACGGAUGAGACUUCGUGCCCGGCCCGUUUUCCCAACGGCACCUACUGCCCACCCUUCCUGUUUGAAUGCAAGAAUCAUAUCUGCGUCCAGCCUCACUGGAAAUGUGACGGAGACAACGACUGUGGAGACAACUCGGACGAGGAGCUGCAUCUCUGCUUGGACAUCGAGUGCGAGGCUCCGUUCCGGUUCCGAUGCGACAACAACCGCUGCGUCUACAGCCACGAGGUGUGCAACUCAUUUGACGACUGUGGUGACGGAUCAGAUGAAAGACCGGAAAACUGUCAAAAGCCCACGCAUGGACCUUGCACAGAUGAUGAGUACAAAUGCACUAACGGACACUGCAUCCCUCUUCAGUAUGCUUGUGAUGACUAUGAUGACUGUGGAGAUGAGUCAGAUGAGCUAGGUUGCCACUCUGGCAGUGGACACACUUGCAGCGCAAACGUGUGCGAACACAACUGUACCGACCUGACAGACGGAGGCUUCCUCUGCUCCUGCAGGUCCGGCUACAGGCCCAAAGCCACAGAAAAACACACCUGUGAAGAUGUGAAUGAGUGCGACGUGUUUGGAACAUGCCCUCAGGACUGCAGGAACACAAAGGGCAGCUACGAGUGUUUCUGCGCUGAAGGGUUUCUGUCUUUUGGCGAGCCUCAUGGGACUGAGUGUGCUGCUCAAGGAAACCCACCCGUUCUGCUUCUGCCCGACAACGUCCGUAUCCGUCGCUUUAAUCUGUCCAUGGAACAGUAUUCAGAUUAUGUUGACGACGCCGAGCACAUUCAAGCCUUGGACUACCUUUGGGAUCCAGAAGGCGAAGGCCUCAGUAUUGUUUAUUGGACGGUUCUGGGUCAGGGAUCUGAGUUUGGCUCUAUCAAACGUGCCUACAUGACCACAUUCAAUGAUUACGGCAACAACCCGGCAAAAGAAGUCGAUCUGAACCUGCGGUACAUUGCUAAACCCGAGGGCAUCGCUGUAGACUGGGUCGGCAGGCAUAUUUACUGGACCGACUCAGGGACCAACCGAAUUGAAGUGGCCAAAAUAGACGGUCGGUACAGGAAGUGGUUGAUCCACACUGACCUCGACCAGCCUGCUGCUGUUGUUGUGAAUCCAUCGCUGGGGAUGAUGUACUGGACUGACUGGGGAAAGAACCCCAAAAUAGAGUCGGCGUGGAUGGACGGCCAGCACAGAGAGGUGCUGGUGAGGGGGGAGGACUUGGGAUGGCCCACAGGGCUGGCCCUGGACUACGUGAAUGGAAACAGAAUUUACUGGUGCGACUCUAAAGAAAACAUCAUUGAAUCCAUGAAGCCUGAUGGCACGGACCGGAAGAUCGUCAUAUCAGGAGAUGUUGGACAUCCUUACAGUCUAGAUGUCUUUGAGGGACAUGUGUACUGGACAACGAAGGACAAAGGUGAAGUGUGGAAGACAAAUAAAUUUGGACAAGGAAAUAAAGUCAAAGUUCUUACCAUCAAUCCGUGGCUGACGCAAGUUCGUAUCUACCAGGAGCACCGACACAACCAGACAGUGCCCAACCCUUGUAAGAACGUGUGCAGUCACCUUUGCCUCCUCCGACCUGGUGGGUACACCUGUGCCUGCCCACAAGGCUCCCCUCCACCUAAUGUGGACUCGGUGGAGUGUGACGCGGCCAUUGAGCCUCCUGUUGCGAUGCCUCCUGCAUGCAGAUGCAUGAACGGUGGAACCUGCUACACAGAUGAAGGCGGUCUGCCGAAAUGCAAAUGUCCGUACGGCUAUUCGGGUAGCUAUUGUGAGAUGGGGAAAUAUAAAGGUGCUCCAGCAGGAACAGCUGUGGCUGUUUUCCUGGCUGUUAUCAUCAUCCUGAUCACUGGAGCUUUAGCAGUUGGAGUUUUCCUCAACUACAAACGAACCGGAUCGUUCAUCCCCUCCAUGCCUAAACUCCCUAGCCUCAGCAGUCUGGUGAAGUCUGCCGACACCGGGAACGGGGUCACGUUUCGGUCCGGUAAUGAUGUGGAUCUCGGACCGUCUCACGCUGGCGUGUCUGUUAUCGACACGGUCAUGCAGAUGGAUGAUAACUUUGCCAUUGAAGCUGGGAGACAGCCAAUGACAUUUGAGAACCCGCUGUAUGCCACUGCGCCUGUGUCUGGUGAUCCUGCUGUCAUUCAUGCUACUCAGGUGACGGUUAACGUGAGCGCUGACCAGUCCAACAAUUUUGUGAACCCGACAUACCGAGGAGACCAGAGCAUCAUAAACACGUCUCCUGUUAGCAGCGAUCCCGUUCAGGAAUCAAGAUGGAGUUUAUUCAAGCAGAAGUUAAAGCCGAGCACAACGUUUGAAAACCCUUCAUACUCAGAGAUGAAGGAUCAAAAGCAUGUCAGAAGCAGCGGGGACUCUUCAGCCCCUGAGCCGUCUCCCUUCAUCCCUGCUCCCAAACCUCCAAGGAAAGAUCGUCCCAGCGCGUUCUCUCCAACCGAGGACAGUUUCAAAGACACGGCCAACCUCGUCAAAGAGGACACCGACGUAUAACCCCAAUCCGACGGAUGGGAAUCGAAGGACAAACACACUUUGCACAGAAUUUAUUUUUUUAUGCAGCCUGUGUACAAAAUUUUGUUUUAAGACAGAAACACAGUAGAAUGAAGAAAGACCUAUUCUGUCACUAUGCCUUCUGACAUUUCUCAUGCCAAUUUUCAUGCUAAUGUUUUGUUUUUCUUUACUAUGAUGUACGAUAUGUAUAUCUUUGCACUGAAGCUGUUGAUAGAAAUGUUAAUAUGAUGUAUAUUUGUAAAUUUCAACAGUCAGAUUUUCUCAGAAAUAUCGUGGAUUCUAAGUUGUACAACAUGCUAAAAACAAAUAUCAAAUGUGAGCUGAAUGUACAGUACUUAUAUGAUCAGAGGUGAUCUCAGAAAUAUGUUGAUAUGGUUUUUUUUGCCAUCAGAGAAAGCUGAAGAUGUUUUUAUUAAACAUCAUAAAUACCUCAUUUCAGGGCUAAUUAAAGCACGAUGAAAGAAAUCAGAUUUAAACUUUUGUUUUUGAUUAGCAAUCAUAAAAGUAGGAGCAACAAGGUGAAAAUGUGUGCAAAACAAACUUAUUUGACUCACUUGUCUUUGAAUCAGCAUGAUUUUAUUCCUGCUGGAAUGGAUACAACAGUUUGGAAAAGUACAUGCGUGUUGCAGUUGGACGAGUAACACUUUAAGGAUGCAGAUGUGGAGAUUUAUCUAAACCAAGUGAAUUAAUUCUUUAUAGAUUACAUGUUUUUCCAUUAUGAGGACAAACCCUAUCUGUGAUCAUGCAGAAUGUCCAUAUGAAUGAAGCUGCUGCUGCUGCUAAGACAUGAAUAAAUAAAUUUCCUAUUUUGUAA